Symbiodinium pilosum is the source of this 1365-nucleotide messenger RNA. Lineage: Eukaryota; Dinophyceae; Suessiales; Symbiodiniaceae. The record is from the annotation of a GenBank genome assembly.
AUGACAGCACCUGUGCGGGACGUGAAAUCCAAGCGGUAUCAUUUGCUCCAGACACAUGGGGAUUCUUGGGUGGGCAGCUUCGAGGCCUCUGCAUCCUCAAUCUUAUGGGGCGAGCUCUUUCCAGAGAAGGAGAGGAACUUCUUGCGCCAAGUCUUGCAAGAAGGCAGCCAGAACUUUGGGAUUAAGGAUACAUUCCAGCUGGAGUACCGGAUCGCCUGGAACCCCAUUGCCAAGCAGCAAAUGGAAGCCAGGGGCGAGACCCUGGAUGGCAAGUUGGUAAUUCUCAUUCAUGGAUAUACUGGCCGUAUUACUGAUUCCUGGGGCUGGGCCAAGAUGGUCAAACCUUUGUGGAAGCAGGGCUUUACAGUUUGCCUCUUGGACAUGCCUGGCUUCGGAAGGAGCAGCAUAAAUUUGCGAUGGAAUGCACCUUUGGCCAGCUGGCAGCAUCUGGACGCCAUUGUCCUCUCGAAAUUCAUCGAGGGCAUGCGAUUCCGCAAGCCUGCAAGCUUGGUGACCUACCGCGAGUCCUGCCAGUCGGUGCUGCGACUUUUCCGGGAGUCGCCUCACCUGGUGUCUAGUCAGCAUGCUCUAAUUGAUCCGAUCUUCACUUUGGACGACGUUUACCCUCUAGAGGCACCUUACGGAGCCCACAGUAAAGAAUGGAUCGCUGAAAAGCCAGGCAAGCAGGCUAUUGAGUUUGACAAAUUCCUCGGGAGAAGCAAGACGUUUCUUUGGACCAUUUUCACAGGCACUUCAGAUGCAACGUGUGGUCGAGAGGCGCUUCAGGUUGUGAUGCGCUGCAGACAGCAUCUUACAAUGCGAAUCUGCCUUUCCCACGUGACAAAGGAAUUUAUCUGCGAAUCUCGAGCGGGAGCAAACGGAGCAAGCUUGAACGCGCACGUGCUAUUCUUCUGCAAGUACAUGAGGGACCGCCUUGCUGCCUUCAUUGCGGGUGUGGAGAAGGCGCCCAAGGAGAUUCCGCCCUGGGCACUGGAGGUAAGUUCGACCACAACAUCCAGCUCUUUAGGCUCAAAGUCUCUUCCAAGUGUAGACUCUCCAGCUGGAAAGGCUAGAGAGUUCAAUGCCUUGGAGACCGUUCAAGAGGUGGCAGAGGUGCUGUCAAGAUGCACCACAGCCAGACAAGAAUCGCGACCCGGGUCACACGCCUCUGCUAGGGAGGCCGCUUUGUUUUGCAUCACCCUGCGUGAGGUUGCCAGCUUUGCAGGGUGGGCUGUCCAGGCAGAAGACUUCGUUGGGCAACUACCACAGGGGAAGCUGAAGAAGCAUAGCGGACAGCCAUCGCUACUACCAUCCCUGUGCCUCGCAGUUCAUCUACAUGCCAACAUGGCAAGACUCUGGAAUUAG